AUGGUCGACAACGCAAGAACUCAUACUACUAAAGCAUAUUCAUUACAAGACUUUGCUAAAGGUAUUGGUAAACAGUGUCCGAUCGAUCAAAUAGAAUAUGUCGAUAAAAAUGGUGUAACAAAAGUUAUUGAUUGUUAUUUUAAACAGGAGGAAAACAAAAGUAAAUCAAAAGGUUUAGUUAAACUAUGUAAAGAAUUAGGUGUACAACUACCGGCUAAGGUUAAAUUGGAUGAAAUUCAUAAAAUACUUUCAAAACAUCGAGCCUUUCAAAAUGUUACAAAACUUGACAUGCUAGUGAGCAAAUAUAAUGUCAAGAUUAUAUACUGCCCUAAAUAUCAUUGUGAAUUAAACGCAAUUGAAAGCCUUUGGUGCAAUCAAAAGGCAUUUGUUCACAAUUCCGCUAUUUCAUGCAUUUAAUGUUGAAGAAACAACAAACGGAUACUAUCACCAACACUCAGAUCAACGGGUUUUUGCAACUGCUGAUUCUCUCCAUAGUAUUCAGGACGCUGAGUUACCUAUAGUACGU
Didymodactylos carnosus is the source of this 526-nucleotide messenger RNA. NCBI's taxonomy places the organism in Eukaryota, Metazoa, Rotifera, Eurotatoria, Philodinida, Philodinidae. The record is from the annotation of a GenBank genome assembly.